AUGGAAGAAAAUGACACAGUGGGUCGUAUAACCCAAGAAGAGGGAGACACGUCGACAAAGACAGGGUGGCAGCUUCUGCGCAGUCUCCUGCAACUGUGCCAGUGGCCAGCGCCCGUCGGUGUGCUGGUGAUCGCCGCCGGAGCGUGCGCCUUCGCUCUCGAGCAGCUCUCGAUCAAGGAGUGGACGGACUCGUCGGCACGCAUGAACACCGGCUCAAGAGAGGGACAGCAGCCCUGGGUUCGAGCUCUCGUGUCUCUGUGCGUCACUGACGUGGCCCUCCGCAUCGUUGGCAGCGUAUUGCUCAGCAUCUCGGCCCAGAGGCUGUCGCGCUCGCUACACAACGAAAUGCUGGACCACGUGCUGCGCAGUCCGGUGUCCUUCUUCGACGCCUCACCGCAAGGAAGGAUAGUCAACCGCUUUUCAAACGACCUCGACUUUAUCGAUGCUCGAACGUUCUUGUGCGCCAAGCAGAGCGUUCAGAACACGCUCAUCACGUUCGCCAAGGUAGCGGUCAUCGGAACCCAGUCGCCCGUCGUGGUGGCAGUCACGGCCGUCGUCACCAUACUGAUCGGAUACGGAAUGGUUCCUCUUUCGUUGAUGACGAUGUGCGUGAUGCUGUUCAAUGUGCUGCAAAUGAUCGUGUCCCUCGAGCGUUGCGUCGAAUACGCAGAGCUUCCGCCAGAGGAUGUAACAUCUGUGGCCAAUGAAGAAAUUAACAACGCAGCUGGAAAUACCCUCUUGCGUUGGCCAAGGGAAGGCAAGGUUGAGUUCCUGAACUACUCGACCUCCUAUCGCCCCGGCGUACUUCCCAACGUACUUAGCAACGUUACAUUUGCCGUCUAUCCCAGCGAAAAGAUUGGUGUUGUCGGGCGCACGGGAGCCGGCAAAUCAUCGCUUGUACUUGCUCUACUGCGAAUGCUCAGAGCAUCAGAGGGCCGCAUCCUCAUCGACAACGUGGACAUAGCGGGAGUGCCGAUCAAGAAGCUGCGUCGAAGCAUCACUGUCAUACCUCAGGACCCGAGCCUCGUGAGGGGAACGCUACGCAUGAACCUGGACCCUACUGACUCGUAUUCGGACCAGGAAUUAUGGCGGUGUUUGGAGCGAGCCCACUUGGCGAAGGUUGUCUCGAACGAUCCCAAAGGGUUGCUGCUCGAGACAGCCGACGGCGGCAGUAACCUAAGUGUGGGCCAGCGGCAGCUGGUGUGCCUAGCGCGGGCUUUGCUUCGCGGAACCAAGAUCCUCCUCCUGGAUGAGGCCACGUCACAGAUGGACGGGGACACCGACCAUCUCAUCCAGGUGGCGCUGAGGGACGCCUUUGCGCAAUGCACGCUCUUCACAAUCGCGCAUCGCAUACACACCAUCCUCGACUACGACAGGAUUCUCAUUCUUGAAGACGGCAAGGUCAAAGAGUUCGACUCCGUACCUCGGCUAUUUUCUGAUAAAUCGUCUACGUUUUUCAAUAUGGCCGCCGAAGCUGGCAUCAACAGUGCUCGUGGAGGGGAACUCAUCAGCACCUAUUUGUGAUAUUCGCGUUUCGCAACGGUUUUAUAACCAUCUGAGAGACAUUAUUGCAUUUAGUGUACAAGCCCACACCAUCUUUCAUAGAGAACAUUUGUGUU
This is a messenger RNA of Rhipicephalus sanguineus (brown dog tick), 1619 nucleotides long. RefSeq names its product ATP-binding cassette sub-family C member 5-like. NCBI's taxonomy places the organism in Eukaryota, Metazoa, Arthropoda, Arachnida, Ixodida, Ixodidae. The coding region runs from base 1 to 1524 and encodes 507 amino acids. The transcript is spliced from 9 exons. Gene Ontology annotation, biological process: transmembrane transport. Gene Ontology annotation, molecular function: ATP binding; ATP hydrolysis activity; ABC-type transporter activity. The record is from RefSeq and is a predicted model, not a curated record. Gene Ontology annotation, cellular component: membrane.